CAGAAAUCACUAUUUUGCGUACGAAAUAAUACUAACUGUGUUAACUACAUUUUAUCACAUUAUCACAAUUGUUUUGUUACUUAUCAGAGUUAAUUUAACACGGUUAUGUUUUGGUAACUUUUCGGCCAACUGGGGGAAUUUCGUGUUGGUCUGGUUUGAAAAAUGGCGCGCGGCUAACGUCAUUGUUGUGAUUCAUUAGAAAAACGCUCGAAAUGACUCAGACCGAGACUUUGGUCAAAUACACGGCAAUUUACAGGUGCUCGGAUGACAUCACCAACUUGAAAAUAAGAGUGAAGUUGCGCCAAGUGGGGAAUUUAACUGGUGAUAAUUCGGACGGAUGGGAACAGAAAGUGUUCGCUUGGCAACAGAAAUGUUUCAGCAAAUCAGAAAGGGAGUACUACAAGGAUGAAAAAAACUGUAUUACAGAUUUAGAAAAAAAGUACCAUUUGGAUGUCAAGGAGUCUCAUGCGGAUGCGAAAUUUGACCUAUUUUCGUACACGAAUGACGAUGAUUUUGUUCUAAAACACGAAAUUAAUGAUUAUUUCCGCGAAAAGUGCGACGAAAAUAGUCAGGAGUUCGACUAUGGCGAGUCGAUACGAGCAGCAGUCCGAAAUCCCAUUGGUCAUAAAUACGAAUUUGAGGUUAUGUUCAUCAUGGCGGACCUUGGCGAAUACAUCGAUUCGACGUGGCUUAGGGAGGAAAAAGUCUUAUGUGUCGUUAAAUAUGACCGAAAGUACAAAAUAUUAUCAAUUUAUCCCGACUUUACCAAAUCCCAGCCAUACUUGAUCCGACUCGAGGGCACUACAAUCCGAAAAUAUCAAUAUUUCCUUGAAAACGUUUCGACCCAAAUACCUGAAGAUGUUUAUCUCCGGGAAAAAGAACUAAUUCGAAAAAUAAAUGGUCACAAAACCGAAUUUUUGAAGUGUUUAAAUUUUAAACUUCCCGACAAAAAUAAGCUCGCCGUUCAUUUGUUCAUGGAAGUCUUAUGGGCGCGAUAUUUUGAGUAUGGACCAAUCUACGUCCAAUAUUUUAUCGACUUGCCGUCUGAUUGGUCUGUGAGUGACCAAUCGCAGCUCCAGGGCAUCACGCAAACGUGUCACGUCAGUGGGGAUGAGGGUUUGGCCCACUUUGGACACGUUUUUGAGGUUAUGUUAGAGUACAAUAUAGAGGAUUUGGCCAAAAAGGGCAUUCCCAAUUGUCCCUAUAUCUAUUUUGAGGUUAUUUCGAAAGACACUUGGAGUCGCUACAGGACCGAAGGGCUGACUUAUAAGGCGUUACCGGUAGCCAAACCGGGGAAUUACCAGUUUAACCUGCAAUGUUUCCGGUUAAUUCCACACGGGAUUUCCGGUCAGUUACGCCGGUUUUUUAUCGGGGAUUGUUCGAGUUAUGGCGACUUGACUUGGGUCGGCUUACCGAAAUAUUAUGAUGGAUCAGUUUUGAAUAAAUAUGGGACUAAUACGGUUGGUACUGGUCUGAUUAGUGUGAGUGUUCAUGUCGUCCACCAAAGUCAGGCGUUUCUGGAUAAAUACAAAGAAAAUUCAGAAGAAAAUUUGGAAAUUUUUGAAAAAUUGAACUCGUCGAGUUUGGUCAAAAGUGUGGAACAAGUGUUACAAGCAUUCAAAAGGGCACGGAAAAAUAUGAUAGCAGCGAGGAAAAAUUUAUAGUUGUGUUAUUUUAUUUUGAGAAUGAAUAAACGUGGCAACACUGUUUGGGAUAUAAA
Molecule: messenger RNA, 1720 nt
Organism: Tribolium madens (black flour beetle)
Lineage: Eukaryota; Metazoa; Arthropoda; Insecta; Coleoptera; Tenebrionidae
Gene: Mks1
Product: Meckel syndrome type 1 protein
Exons: 5
Coding region: 213-1664 (483 amino acids)
Biological process (GO): cilium assembly
Cellular component (GO): MKS complex
Source: RefSeq, a predicted model, not a curated record